AUGGGUAAAAUAAGGCCGAAUUUUAGAAUGACACUACUAAUUUCUUCACUUGCAUUCACAUACAUCGCUCCAUUGUCCGAAAUUAUCCUCCCGGCUCACUUCACAUUUAAGGGGACUUAUGUUGUGCUUCUUCUACUCUCAAGUACUUUAUCGGCCAUCUAUCUAAUGCUUUCGAUACUUUACAGAGGCCAUGUUGAGAGCAACUCAGAAGCCAUUAACCUCAUAGACCACGAUGAAAUCAAGAGGUUCUGUAAGAAAUGCAGAAAUCAUAAGCCGGAAAGAGCUCAUCAUUGCUCCUCUUGUGGACAUUGCAUAAAGAAAAUGGACCACCACUGCUUUUGGAUCAAUAACUGUGUGAAUUAUGAUAACCAAGGUCAUUUUAUAAGGUUCUUGUUCUUUACAGCCUUAGCAAACUGGCUCAUAUUUCUCUACAUGUCUAUAGAAUUCAUUGCAGUUCUACUUUUCAACAAACCCCUUCGGCAUAGAAGGGAUUACUACAUUCUGGUGAUAUCUGGAAUAUCAUCCCUUGUGUUCCUUGUAAUGACAUCUUUUUUCUUCUAUCUGCAGUUGAGGCUUGCCUUGAUGAAUAUGACUUUCAUUGAAGAGAUGAAACAAGAGGACAUGAACAAAAUCCAAGGUUUAACCACCCUCCGGUCUCCUUAUGAUAGAGGCAUUAUAAACAACCUUAUAGAUACUUUGGGUCCUCCCUAUGCCCUUUUUCUCAUAGGCCCCUUUGGAGAUGGAAUGACAUUCGCCAAAAGGCACCCCAUCGAGCAUUGGAAGCUUCAAUAUGAUUACCAUUGCAUCGAAGAUCUUAUAGUGAUUUGA
Molecule: messenger RNA, 828 nt
Organism: Encephalitozoon intestinalis ATCC 50506
Lineage: Eukaryota; Fungi; Microsporidia; Unikaryonidae
Product: DHHC zinc finger domain-containing protein
Exons: 1
Coding region: 1-828 (275 amino acids)
Biological process (GO): protein targeting to membrane; peptidyl-L-cysteine S-palmitoylation
Cellular component (GO): endoplasmic reticulum; Golgi apparatus
Molecular function (GO): protein-cysteine S-palmitoyltransferase activity
Source: RefSeq, a predicted model, not a curated record